Molecule: messenger RNA, 801 nt
Organism: Colletotrichum orchidophilum
Lineage: Eukaryota; Fungi; Ascomycota; Sordariomycetes; Glomerellales; Glomerellaceae
Exons: 2
Coding region: 1-801 (266 amino acids)
Source: RefSeq, a predicted model, not a curated record
AUGGACCCGUACUAUGCUACUGGUGGCCGGCCGGGCACCACGGGUAGCCGAACAAACCACAACGACGCCAAAGCUGGCCUCGCAUGCCAGACGUACGUACAUGGCUUGCGUUUUGCCCAAAAUUGGCUCUCCAGACUAGCCUACGCCAGGGGUGAUCCUUCUUCACGGACGGCAGAGAUAGCGAAACAGGCACCGGCUCGUCCCCUAAAACCGUCGUUGCCCUUCUCGAGCUUCUAUUCGACGAGGGCGCAAGAUUUGAGGAGGAGGGCCAGGCAGAACGGGGAAGGGACGGGGGGGGAUGGAGAACCAGCAAGCCAGCAGACAGACAGCUGCUGGACUCUGGACGAUGGUGAUCCUUGGCCACCACCCAGGCAGGACCUCGACGCUAAACCGAAGCCAUGCCGGAAGGAGGAGGGCAGAGAAAAGAGAGUUUUCUCACAACACAUGACUUUCGAGUCACCGGCUGGGAUUAUGGAAGCAAGAGAACGUGCGCUUUUGCUGCGUGCCAUCAAGACCCAGAAGCCGCUGGGACGUCGGCCCAGGGACCCCCCACCCAUUUGUGCAAGGGGUCUGGGUGCAAGUCGUUCUAGUGACCGCGGCAGAGCUGAGAAACGAGACGAUCAAGGGGUGGAGGAGGAGACCAAGACCAUGAUAAGGUACUCAGAGACGAAGCCAGAUGGAAAUGCAACUGAAGGGGGCAACAAUGCAGCCUCCCCGAUCUUAUUCUCGUCAACUGGGCUGAGAACUUGGGACCUUGAAGCUGCAGAGCCGGACAGGGGCAAUGACGAGAGCCCAUGGUAG